AUGAUCUUCGAAUUGUCCCUUGAUGCUAUGUUGAACCGCUCGCGAAGUCCUGAAUGCAUUGAGCCAAGACGAUCAAAAUCUGUCUGCUCGCCAAGAUUGACAGUCUCUUCAACAAACUCGUUGAACGAGCCAGAUGUGGAACGCUUGAACACACCGAGUCCCGUAAACUCAUCGCGAAACUCGUUGGUCGACUCGCAAGCUCAAGAGAUCAAGAAACAUUUUUCAUCCGCUCCACACCUUGACAAGCGUCCACUUACAUCGACAUUGUCCGUACCAAGGAACUCGCCGAAUUCGAUGAAAACCCAGCCAGCCAACAAAAACAAUCUCACCCCCGGAAAAAUCCCAUUAGCCGCCCGGAAAUCACUGGGUGUCGAGGUGGAAUUUAAGCUGUUCAGCUCGGAUUCCCUGGCUCCGAUCCAAAAUCAAAUACGAAAACUUUCACUGCGU
Molecule: messenger RNA, 447 nt
Organism: Mesorhabditis belari
Lineage: Eukaryota; Metazoa; Nematoda; Chromadorea; Rhabditida; Rhabditidae
Source: the annotation of a GenBank genome assembly